CUUUUGCUGGGCAGGGGUGGGGGGAGGGGCCGGGCUGAGGCUGCAGCCACGGCGCUCCGGGAGGGCAGGGCCAGGCAAGGGCGGGACUGGCCCAAGGCAGGCGAUCUGGAGAGCCUUGAAGCUAACGGGUCCGGGCGCGGGAGGCGGCGGCGGCGGCGGCGGCAGCUUUCUGCACGGGCGGAGGCGGCGGCAGGAGCGGCAGGCAUGGCCCGCGCGGCGCCCAGCGCAGACUGAGCUCCCAGUCUUCCAGGCGCUCCUGUGACACGCCUUGCUGGCAGCCCCCAGCCCCAGCCCUUGAGAACCCCGUCCUGGUCCACACUUCCACGCCCCAGGGUCAUGCUGUGGCAACCUGGCGCCUGACAGGUGAGGAAGAGCCUGCCAGGGGAUUAGUGCUGGCAGGAGCCAAGGGCUGGACAGCCUCCUCACACACCGGAAGCAGGGGUGGGCAGGACAGCUGCCUUGCCAAGGCCAGCAGUCCCAGGAAGGAGUCUGCUGACCCACAUGGCUUAGACGCAGCACCUUGCUGAGCAGCAGCUGGUCCCAGCUCCAGAGGACCCCCGCCCCCGCCCCCCCAGCAGGAGUAGGUGCUCUGUGACCCCCUGGGCAAGGAUAACCAGGAGAGAGGACCGACCAGCCCGGCUGAUGGGAAGCAGCAGAACAGAAGCCGUGGAGGGAGAGGAGGGCCUUGGUUUUUACGGCAGCUUCCUGAUGCCCAUGAAGAUCAUUGGUUUUCUGUCGGGCCUGGAGGGCCUGCGAGCGUGAAGAGGACUCUUGCAUGGAAUGCAGGCCCCCUGAAGCCCGCGUCCUCGCUGCCACCGCCGCCGAGAUCAGAGUUCCAGGAUUUCCCCACUGCCGGGGAGGAGGGGCAGCCUCAGUGUCUGCUCAUGAGCCACAAGGACCCCGACUGCUCCAGACUGGACCUUUUCAAGCCGCCAAAGAGGGGAGUCCCUGGAGCUGGCCGCCAGCAGUCACAAGGGACUAGAGGGCUGGGAUGGACUGACCUCUGCCUUGACAGGGUGGCAGGAGAAGCAGAGCCUCUGUGGCCCAGCUAGUGACUGAGAGACCCGAUGAAGCCUUAAAAGGGGGGGGCGGGGCUCCAGUGGCUCAGGGACGGGGGGGAGGGAGGGGGGCUACUCCCGCAGACGUGCUUUCCCCUUCUUUUGAGGGAGGGUAUGACAAGAGUCCCCCGCCACACCUCAUGCCCCUAUGCCCUUUAUACGGGCUGCCGACGCAAGCAGGCUGCACCGUGGCUGGCCCCACAGUAGGCUGGGAAAGGAUUGGCCACGGUGACGGCUGCCCCGUGGCCAGCACGAUGAAGUGCUCCCUGCGGGUGUGGUUCCUCUCGAUGGCCUUCCUGCUGGUGUUCAUCAUGUCCCUGCUCUUCACCUACUCACACCACAGCAUGGCCACCCUGCCCUACCUGGACUCGGGGGCCCUGGGUGGCACACACCGGGUGAAGCUGGUGCCAGGCUACACGGGACUACAGCGCCUCGGCAAGGAGGGGCUUCCGGGGAAGAGCUGCGCCUGCCGUCGCUGCAUGGGCGAUGCCGGCACCUCGGACUGGUUUGACAGCCACUUUGACAGUCACAUCUCACCGGUCUGGACCAGGGAUAACAUGAAUCUCCCCCCAGAUGUCCAGAGGUGGUGGAUGAUGCUGCAACCCCAGUUCAAGUCACACAACACCAACGAGGUGCUGGAGAAGCUGUUCCGGAUCGUGCCUGGCGAGAACCCCUACCGCUUCCGGGACCCUCAGCAGUGCCGGCGCUGUGCUGUGGUGGGAAACUCAGGCAACCUCCGGGGCUCUGGCUAUGGGCAAGAUGUGGACGGACACAACUUUAUCAUGAGGAUGAAUCAGGCACCAACUGUGGGCUUUGAGAAGGAUGUUGGCAGCCGAACAACCCACCAUUUCAUGUACCCUGAGAGUGCCAAGAACCUGCCUGCCAAUGUCAGCUUCGUGUUGGUACCCUUCAAGGCCCUGGACCUCAUGUGGAUUGCCAGUGCCCUCUCUACAGGACAGAUCCGAUUCACCUACGCUCCAGUGAAAUCCUUUCUUCGGGUGGACAAAGAAAAGGUCCAGAUUUACAAUCCAGCCUUCUUCAAGUACAUCCAUGACAGGUGGACAGAGCAUCAUGGACGGUACCCUUCCACAGGGAUGCUGGUGCUCUUCUUUGCACUACAUGUGUGUGAUGAGGUGAACGUGUAUGGGUUCGGGGCUGACAGCCGAGGCAACUGGCACCACUACUGGGAGAACAACCGGUAUGCGGGCGAGUUCCGGAAGACGGGCGUGCACGACGCCGACUUCGAAGCCCACAUCAUUGACAUGCUGGCCAAGGCCAGUAAGAUCGAGGUCUACCGAGGGAACUGAGCUGCCCACGGCGACAUCAGGACCAGUCAAACCUCGGUCCGGCGAGCACAGGCUGCCGCCCACCAAUCAGACUCUGCACCAUCCCCCGCAACCAAUCAGUGUUGCCGUUGGGCGGAGCUUCUUUCUCAGCCAAUCAUGCGACUCAAGGAGAACUUCCGGCGCCGCCGUCUCCACCAAUCAUGGCCUUGGGAGGCGGCGGGGCCUCGACCCCCCUCCCCCUCCUCUGCUUUGGAUCAGAGUUUCUUUUCCACCUUUUACAAGGCCAGUGCUGGGCCUGGGCAGGAGUGCCUUGGACUGCUCAUUUCCAGCUUAGGCCCGGAUGGGAGAGUGAAGCCCGCCAAAGAAAUAUGGUCGCGGUGAGACCCUCUCCAGGGCAUUCCGUGGCUCACCAGGUAGUAGGGGAUUAGAUUCACUCCCAUCAGGGUGGACCUCCCUAGGGCUUCACUCCUUAACUAGUGUCAGCAAGGGGUAGGAAGCUCCACCGGGUCACAUGCAAGGUGCUUCUCUCACGUGUGCCCUCACUUCUGUCGUCGUCCCCCCCCCACCUUCUCAGCGUCUGACCUUUGGCCCUGGGCUUUCUCUCCAGCUCACUUGUUGAUCUGGCAGCUCACCUGUUGAUCUGGAGACAAAAUGACACGGCCGGGACCCUGCUGCUCACACACACACACACACACACACACACACACACCCCUUAUGUCUUUAGUCCUAAGGAGCACGGCCGGGACCCUGCUGCUCACACCCACACACACACCCCCCAACACACACAGACACAGACACAGACACACACACACACACACACACACACACACACACACACACACACACACACACACACACACACACACACACACACACCCCUUAUGUCUUUAGUCCUUUAGUCCUAAGGCGAGAGCAGCGCAGUGGACACCAGGCUGGAGAGGAGAGCCCAGCUGCCUGUGCAUGUACCUUUUUCUUUCAUUGUUACCCCAAAGAGGAGCAGGCAGCCUCUUGCUUGGGGGUAGGAAUUGCUUUGGGCUCAUACUUUAGUUACCCUGAAGCUGCCAGGGAUGGCUGCCCAACCAAGAUUGCUUGACAAUUCUUUGCAGGCCUUGCAGAUGGCCUGGAGCUUUGCUGGGGAGGAGCGGAUUGGUGGCUGCCAUGCAUGCCUCCUCCUGUCCACACCCUAACCUGCUUACUCGCCCGAUCUAACCCACUUCCCAGCUCCUAAAGGGCUGGUGAGUAAAGAGUCAGGGGCUACAACUGGAAGCUACUUGCAUGACUCGACCCCAAGUCAAGGUUGAGAUUCAGUGGGCUUCAGGGAAUGUCUCAGGCCAUGGAAAGUACUCCCCCUUCCCUGCAAUGUCCACAUAAAUAUUUUCCAUUCUUAAUAAGUUGACAUUACCAAGCAGCCUCCUGGUUGGGGGACAGUCACCCCCAAGGGAUAGUAUUAGAGGGUGGGGAUGAGUCAGCAAGUACCCCUCAAAACUAAUACAUGGAGAACUUUUCUUGAAUCUGUUCCUUCCCAGUUCCAAAAGCAGGGGUGGAGUAAAGGGGGCUACAGGGGUGGAGUAAAGGGGGCUACGCUGAGUGAGGCUACAGGAGAACCUCUCAGGGCGCUACCCAUCUUGCAGCUGAGGCACCAGCCGUUCUGUUCUUGCCUGUCUCAUCUCCGCUCUCUCAAGAAGCUGCUGUGAUGAGAAGCUGAAAAACAAUGCAAUUAUGCCAAACAGUAUUGAGAAGAAUAAUUUAUUUUUCUCCCCUUCCUCCCUCCCUUUCUUUUGUUCAAACCAUUAAUCCCCGUCUGGAAGAGGUAGGUCCCAGCACCCAGAUACUUUCUUCUAUAGUUAUUUAAACAUUUAAAUUUUUCCUUCCAUUUCUUUUUCUGAAUUAAAAAGAACAAACCCCAUGGA
Peromyscus maniculatus bairdii (prairie deer mouse) is the source of this 4254-nucleotide messenger RNA. RefSeq names its product ST3 beta-galactoside alpha-2,3-sialyltransferase 2 (gene St3gal2). Gene Ontology annotation, cellular component: membrane. The record is from RefSeq and is a predicted model, not a curated record. Gene Ontology annotation, molecular function: beta-galactoside (CMP) alpha-2,3-sialyltransferase activity. Lineage: Eukaryota; Metazoa; Chordata; Mammalia; Rodentia; Cricetidae. Gene Ontology annotation, biological process: sialylation.